UGGUCCUGCCCUACGGAGAAGGCUGGUGGAUCAGUGACCUGCAGGGGAACAAACAGCCAGAAGCAUAGGCAUCCAUCCAGCAACAUUUUCAUGUCUUCCGAGAUGGUCUUUCAGUUGGAAGGUGUGGAGCUAGGGGCAGAUGGAAAGGUUGUGUCCUACACCAAGUUCCUGUACCCCACCAAAGCCCUGGUCACACUUAAGCUGGACAGCCAUGGCCCAUGGCCUCUGCCCUGGCCCAGUGUCCCCCCCAGUCUUCCAAGGUUGAGAUGCAAAAUGGCCCCCACCAGGGUGACAGCAGCCGGCCUGGAAUUAUGGGCCAACAUGUGGGAUGCCCUUGGGUACCACCCUGACCUCCUGGACGACCCUCAGUGGCCCUGCGGCAAGCACAAACACAUCCUCAUUUUUGCAUCCUACAGGACCAUGGUGAUAGAGUAUUUGAAGCCCUCCAACCUUAAGAAGGACAUGAACGAGCAUUUCCAGAAGUUCCCACACCUCAAGCUGACAGUUAGUAAAAUCAGAAGUUUAAAAUGAGAGUGCAGCCUGGAGCCCCUGAUGGUGUCCAUGGCCUAUGUGCACUCGAAGCUGGUCCUGCAGGGCAAGUGUAACAGGCAGACCUGCCAGCUGUGCACAGGCACCUGCAUGCUGCUGGUGACCGAAAUCCGCAGCAACCUGCACAGGAAUGUUGUGAAGCAGCUCAUCGACAAGUUAGAAGGGAGGUUUCAAUUCAACAGAUCGAACCUCAUCGGGUUUGAGUUCACCAUGCUCAUGGCCUUGGAAUUUGCUCUGUACCUUCCCGAGAGCCAGGUGUUGCCUCAUUACCGACUUCUCAUGCAGCAGUUCUAGCCUGGCCCUCCUGAGCCUGGCACCCCGGCACCCCAGGCCUGCGGCAUGCACGUGGGCCCAGAGGUGGCUCCAGGCUCUGCGGUGUAGGCCACCAGCCUCCCUGGCUGUUGCUGCUCUUCCUUCCCACUCUUGCUUCUUGGGGGACUCUGCUUUCACUCCAAAGCACACCACACUGCCGCGGUAUUUCUGAGCAUCUUCCUGCGUUCUCCCAGGAACAAAAUGUGGGGGUUUGUUACUGUUUCUUUUCCUCCUGUGCCUGAGACUGGUCUGGCACCAGGAAUUUGAUUUGCGAUGCAUGGUGGUGAAUCCUGACUUUGCAGCAUCUUUUUCUUUCUUGGCGUCCCCUGGCCUUCUGCAGACUGUUGUAGCCACUGCACUAGCAUCUCAGUGGAGAUCUGUGUUUCCAGAUUUUCCUCAACCCACUGAAUUGCUGAGUUAACCUGUUGAAGCAUCAAUCUUGGCUAAUUUGUUGGGUGUAG
Messenger RNA from Vicugna pacos (alpaca), 1322 nucleotides. The record is from RefSeq and is a predicted model, not a curated record. NCBI's taxonomy places the organism in Eukaryota, Metazoa, Chordata, Mammalia, Artiodactyla, Camelidae.